AUGGAAUCGAAUGAAAUUGAAGCAUCUUCGAAAUCGGGAACAAACAUUCGAAAUGAUAAGAAUGCUAUCAUCGACUACGACGAAGACAGAAAAAAUUGUCAAUCUUUGAAUUUAUAACUUUGCAAAAAAAAUUAUACAACAAUUUUCCUGGAAAUAAACAUACACAGCAGAGAGGAUUUGGAUUAAAUUAAUUAAAUAAUUUCGUCGGCGGCACACUUGACAUUUUCGGAAAAAACUUUGCAUGAGAUGACAGCAUCUUAUUCUGAGAUAUCAUUUGAUUCGCAAUCCUCACCACCUAUCUCGGAACUGAGGUCGCUCAUUGACUCCCCGGAUAUCGACAGUGGAAAAUUCCUGGAUGAUAAUUUGGACAAAAUAGGUGGAACCAGCCACAGACCGGAUCAAUUAGAUUUGAAAAGUAGGAGUGGGAGUCCAAUAGAGGAUGAUAAUCUAGAUUUGCCAAAUUACCACAAAGCCAUGGGUUAUUUGCAAUUGGAAGGAAGAGUGAUGCAAGAUGGAGAUAUGGUAUUAUUUGUGACAGAAGAUCUAGAGAACAAAAUCAAAUUGUCCAGUCCAGUGACGAAAAAAGGAGAUACUCCAUCGUUUCCAGGAUCUCGAAGUUCGACUCCAUGUUUGUAUAGGCAAGCUUUGACUCCGCAGUUGCCGUCUCUCGAUCAUAAUGUAUUAAAUGAAUUAGAAAUGGAAGCUAGGAAAGUUGCAACUUCCGUGGAUGCAUUAACUGAAAAUUUAGCCGCAAUUUUACAAAACGCAUCGGCUCUUACUGUUGGUUGUUUAGAAACAUAUAGAGAUGCAGUGUGCAAGACGUGUGACGCUGUUGAUCAUAAUAUAAAGUCGAUGUAUCAAUUAAUGGCUAAGUGUGAAGAAUUGUCUAAAUCAAUGAGGCCAAUUUAUAAAUUAGCAGAACAAAUCAAAGAGAUGAAAAGGAUGCUGGAGCUGUUUGAAAGCGCAUUGAAUCUAUAGAAUACGAUAGAGGAAGAAGUUGCUGCACGAUGCAUCUUAAAGUGUUACACAUUUUUAGAUUUAGAAUGGCAAUGCAAUUGUCUGAUUUGUGAGAUAGCAAACAAUAUUAUGUUGAUUUAUGUUGAAAUAUUAUUUAAUAUUUAUUAUUAAAGAAAAUAAAACAAUGUUUUUUUCUUGAA
This is a messenger RNA of Linepithema humile (Argentine ant), 1157 nucleotides long. The record is from RefSeq and is a predicted model, not a curated record. Lineage: Eukaryota; Metazoa; Arthropoda; Insecta; Hymenoptera; Formicidae.